This is a messenger RNA of Pseudogymnoascus verrucosus, 2144 nucleotides long. RefSeq lists its product as uncharacterized. Lineage: Eukaryota; Fungi; Ascomycota; Leotiomycetes; Thelebolales; Thelebolaceae. The record is from RefSeq and is a predicted model, not a curated record. Bases 206 to 2059 code for a protein of 617 amino acids. The transcript is spliced from 2 exons.
GCACCCCACCAAGCCCGCAUAACACGGCAUCACAUUGAUCCCGACAUCUCCGCUUUUCAUUGAGUUCCUGUGACCAUUUUGAGAUUUAUCGCUGGUGGUAUCGCCUCCCGAUGAGUUGAUAUAUUUGGGUGAAAAGGUUCGACAAUCCCUAUUCUACUCCAUGUCACUUUAACCUUUCCUUCCUACCUCUACUACUGCCAACAUAAUGUUUACCCCGAAGAGAGCAAUCCGCAUCGCUGGCGCCUCUGGCGGCUUUACUGACCGCCAACGGGCCAUCCUUGACCUCGCAAAAUGUGAUGUCGAUGUCAUUGUCGGCGACUGGAUGAGUGAAUGUACCAUGUCAUGGCACGGUGCUGCCAAAGCCAACGUUGUCGCCAACUCAGUUAGCGAUACCGACAGACAAGGCCUUUACGACCCGUCCUUCAUGGAAAAUGUCUCACCUGCGUUGCCUUAUCUCGAGAAGAAAGGCAUCAAGUUGGCUGUGAACGCAGGCAGCAGUGACACCGAGUUGCUGGCGAAAACUGUCGUGCAGGAGGUCAAGAAGCAGGGACUUAACCUAAAGGUCGCCUGGGUGCAGGGCGAUGAGGUCUCAGAUGUUGUCAACAAACUCUUAAAGGAGGGACACAAAUUUGAGAAUAUCUGCUUCGGCGGGAAUCUGGAGGAUUGGGGUUUCGACCCCGUAGCUGCACAAUGUUACCUUGGCGGCGCCGGUAUUUCGGAGGCUUUCAAGAAUGGCGCUGACAUUGUCAUCUGUGGCCGCGUAGCAGAUGCUGCACCUACAAUUGGAGCUGCUAUGUGGUGGCACGGGUGGGAUAGGAACACAAACUUUGAUGAGAUUGCGGGUGCACUGAUCGCUGGUCACCUCAUCGAGUGCUCCUCUUAUGUAGCUGGAGGCUACUAUUCUGGUUUUAAGAGGUUAUUUGACGGCUGCGAGAACCUUGGCUUCCCCAUUGCCGCGGUCUUUCCCGACGGCUCCUGCACUCUCGAGAAAGAGCCAGAAACUGGCGGUGCUAUCAACGUCGGCACCGUUGUUUCUCAACUGCUCUAUGAGAUUCAAGGCCCACAGUACUACGGUUCUGACGUUGUUGCCGUUCUCGAGGGCAUCGACAUGGUCCAAGAAGCUGACGACCUCGUACGCAUCACAGGUGUUAAGGGCAAGCCGCCACCAACAACCACUAAGGUUGGUCUCACGGCCGUCGGGGGCUAUCAAGCUGAAUUCCACUUUUAUUUUGUCGGUCUCGAUAUUGAUGACAAGUGUGAAUGGACCGAGAGACAGAUCCGCAAGUCGAUGGGCGAUAACGUGGGCAAGUUCUCCUGCCUCGAGUUCCAACAAAUAGGCACUGCUGCAGAGGAUCCACGCGACCAAAACCGUGCAACCGUUGACUUUCGUAUAUUUGCACAGAGCAAAGAUCGCUCUCUUAUGGUCAAGGACACUCUUGAUGUCCCAGGUUUCAAUCGAUAUUGCCUCGAGAACUUCUUGCAAUCCGCACCGGGUGCCACUAUUGGGAACGACAUCCGCCAGUCUGCCGGAAAGGAGUUCUACGAGUACUGGGUUGCGCUCCUACCACAGUCCGAGGUCAGCCAUAAGGUUAACCUGACCUGGGAGAAUAAGGCCAUCGACAUCCCGCCAUCGACUGCCAUGCAGCUCUACGAGACCAGGCAAUGGAGCUAUGAGACUAAGAAUCCCGUCCCGCUAAAUUCCUUCGGCCCAACGACUCGCUGCCCGAUCGGCUGGCGCGUGCUCGGUCGCUCCGGCGACAAGGCCUCCGAUGCCAACGUCGGUCUCUUUGUUGAGAACGACGAUGAGUGGGAAUGGAUCAGAAGCAUGCUAACCGUGGAGAAAAUGAAAGAACUACUUGGAGCAGAAUACAAUGGCAAAGAGAUUGAUCGUUUCGAGAUUCCAGGUUUAAGAGCUGUGCAUUUCUUGCUCCACGAUCAUCUAGAUAGAUCGUAUAACGCCAGCAGCACGGUGGAUGGUCUAGGAAAGAACGUUUGCGAGUAUUUGAGGGCGAAGCAUGUGGAUAUUCCAAACAAGUUCCUUAGACGAGGACGGAUCUAGGGGAUAUAUGCGAUGUAAUGAUUAGCUAUGAAAAAAUUGAUCGAUUUAUUUAUUGAAUGUGUUCUUCAACUUUAUCAUUAUCGAC